AGACUAAACAAGACCUCGGUCCUCGUUUUCACUCGCUUGACCUGUUGCUGUUGGCCAUACCUCCUGUCUCGCCUCCGGUCAGAUCAGAUUAGCCUCCAUGGCCGCCGAUCGCCGCUUCAAGAUCUUUGCAGCCGCCGAUGGCUUCGGCCAGCCACUCAAGGACGCCGUCGUCGCUUAUCUCCGCGCCCACCCCGCCGUCGCCGAGGUCGUUGACCUCGGCGUCGACAAGUACUACGCCGCCGCCGCAGCCGUCGCCCGACACGUCUCCUCUCCCGACUCGGAGCCUGACGCCCCCGAGGUCCGCGGCGUCGUAGUCUGCGGCACCGGCGCCGGCGUCUGCAUCUUCGCCAACAAGUACCCGCGCGUCUACGCCACCCACUGUGCUUCCCCCGCCGACGCCGUCAACACACGCUCCAUCAACGCCUGCAACGUCCUCGCUCUCUCCGGAAUCGCCACGCAGCCCGACGCCGCGGCCGCCAUAGCCGAUUCCUGGCUCGCCACGCCCUUCCGCGCCCCUUGCCCCGCCUCCGGCGACGCGCCCUGGCCGGAGGACAUCCAGGGGUUCUUCGACACCGCGCCAGACGAGAUGGCCGCCAUCCCGGAGGCGGAGGAUGCCCCGGACUCGGUCUGCGCCAUCUGCUGCCUCAGGAACGGGAUGGAGUUCGAGCCGGUGGGGAUUAUGCCCGGCGGCGAGAUGCGGAUCGUGCGGGAGAGCCCCACCUCGGCGUACGUCCGCUUCAAGGCUGGCAGUGUGGAGCCAGCGCACCAUCACACCUUUGGCCACGACCUGGUGGUCAUCAAGGGCAAGAAGAAGGUUUGGAACCUCACCAAGAAGGAAAGCUACGACCUGGUGGACGGAGAUUUUCUCUUCACACCUGCCGGGGAUGUGCACAGGGUCAAGUACUUUGAGGACACAGAGUUCUUCAUCCGUUGGGAUGGCCACUGGGACAUCUUUCUCGACGAGGAUCUCGACACUGCACGCAGUGCCAUUGACGCGGAGCUUGCAGCUGCCAGCAAGUGAGAUCAUGCCAUCUAUGUGCAGUGAUGGCAACGCUUCUGAAGGUGCUAUGCUCACAUAUCCUCAUUUGGGAUUGUGAUUGAUGGUCUUGCUUCCAUAAUGUUUGUUAUUCGAACUCUGUGUAUGAUCCUCAUCGUCCUGUCUUGUUAUUUUGUGGAAUUAUGGUUAUUGACAACGAUGAUGGUACAAUUUGGUUACUGAAUCAAGUUGCAUAUACAUGGAGGUUGUUGGUCUU
Molecule: messenger RNA, 1253 nt
Organism: Zea mays
Lineage: Eukaryota; Viridiplantae; Streptophyta; Magnoliopsida; Poales; Poaceae
Product: DNA-damage-repair/toleration protein DRT102
Exons: 1
Coding region: 98-1021 (307 amino acids)
Biological process (GO): carbohydrate metabolic process
Molecular function (GO): isomerase activity
Source: RefSeq, marked validated